This is a messenger RNA of Cydia fagiglandana, 1574 nucleotides long. RefSeq names its product serine hydrolase-like protein. The transcript is spliced from 5 exons. NCBI's taxonomy places the organism in Eukaryota, Metazoa, Arthropoda, Insecta, Lepidoptera, Tortricidae. The record is from RefSeq and is a predicted model, not a curated record. Bases 522 to 1202 code for a protein of 226 amino acids.
AACUUUAUAAGAAUGGGCCUGGGUUUAGAGGGCACCUUUUGUCUACCAAGGCGAUGGCAACUGAUAAACGAGGACUCCGAGACACUACUCAGUUGCAGCCUGCCCUGGCAGAUAUCCCGGACUGUUGUAGAUGCUAACUCACUCUCUUCUUCGGGAACCCCAUGUAGCAGCAAGAUGUUUGAGCGUGACCGGGUCUCCAGAUCUUCCAGAGUCUUCAACACAAGGUCCAUUUGCUUUUGGAGGCUCUCCACCAUCUUCCAUAUAAGCUGUUUGAAUGUUUGAUAGUCAUCUUGGAUUUCUGGCUUCAGAGUGCUCUCUGAUGCCACGGAGUUCUCAAAGGAAGCCAUGCGAGAAGAAAAUAGGUUCUUCAUUUCCUCCAUACCUUUUUGAAGUUGUGACAAAAGAUCCAUCGCAAGUGUAGUUAGUGACUUUUUCGAACUGUGCUUUAACUCUUACUGUUGGUGUGCAGAAGUAUUGAAAACAGCUGUAGGCGGCACCGAGGCCACGGACACUCGGACACGAUGCCAGGUCCACCGAUAUCCCCCCUACAUUUGGUGGAAGCUAUACGUCAAAUAGUUGACCAACUACAGUGGGACACGGUCUCUUGUGUCGCUCACUCCAUGGGGUAUCUCAUUUGCGCGUAUUACAACGCAGUGUACCCCGGUCGAAUACGAAGGCUGGUGUCACUGGCUGGUGCGAUCAGCAUCCAGCUACACGGGCUGGUCGAACUGCCGAAGGACUGGUUCGACAUCAGCAUCGCCAGCUACUACCGUCGCUAUUUCCAGCCUCCAGCACCCUUAACCUACACAUAUAAGAAGGCAGUGGAAUCCCUUGCUAGGGCUCGAGACGUGAGUGAGGCAGACGCCACUAUCUUGGCGUCUCGAUGCCUUAAAUCAGUCGACGGAGAGUUCAGGUUCACAUGGGACGUGAAAGCAAAGAAGAUCUACGUACCGCCCAUCGCAGAAGACAUAUUAUACUCUAUCCUAUCCACCCCCACUCCCACGCUUUGCCUCGUGCCUACAGAGGAUAAAACGCCAAUCACCUUCUACGACUGUCAUGUCAACAUGUUAGCGAAAUUGACCAAUGAGCGUUAUGUGUUCGUCAGCGUGCCAGGCGGGCAUAGCGUGCAUUUGACUAAUCCAGAGUUCAUUGUGCCGCAAAUUGUUAAGUUUUUUAAUGAGGAUGUAAAAUCAAAGUUAUAAUAAAUAUAACUACUUAUAUGUCUGUAUCUUUCGGCAUUUAAAUAAAUAUAAACUAACAAUUUGUAAAUAUUCGGGUAGUUAUAACAUUUAUUGGUUAACCAAUCAAAUACAAAACCGUCUGAAUCAGUCACUGAACGACUUUAACCUACAUAAUUUGAUCAUGUACCUAAUGUUGGCAUCUACCCUCAACUGGCUUAAGGAGCCAUUUUACUUUUAUUUAAAUACCUAAAGAUACAGACUAUACAGAGUAUAGAGGAAGAAAUUAAGUACAGCUCAGAGCCACUGGUAAUAGCUCUGUGCAAUGCGUAAGUACUCAACGCUGGUGUCGAUUUUAAUAUCUUAUAUAAAUAAAACCUAGAAUUAUUUGCACAA